GAUAGGCCCAUUAGGGUUUUAUGAUUCGGAUUUUGGCGGAAGUAUAAAAUGUUGCACAGAAAUUGUCAGAGCCUCAAAGUUAGGGUUUGGAAUUCGCACUCUUCUUCCACAGCAAUCAGCUCACCCGAACCCCGUCUACUACAAUGCCGAAGCAGAUUCAUGAGAUAAAGGACUUCCUUCUGACAGCAAGAAGGAAGGAUGCACGUUCGGUGAAGAUCAAGAGGAGCAAGGAUGUAGUGAAGUUCAAGGUUAGGUGCUCAAAGUACCUGUACACUCUGUGUGUCUUUGAUCCUGAGAAGGCUGACAAAUUGAAGCAGUCUCUUCCACCAGGUUUGAGCGUGCAAGACCUGUGAGCGUCCAUUGGCAUCACGAGAGUGUAGAAUCUGAAAGAUAUUUGGUUGCAUUUUUCUGGGAAAUUCAGCUGAAAGACUGUCCUGAAUGGGGAAAUUUAUUGUAGUAAAACCAGUUUCAUAGCUUUGGUGAUUAAUGGCCUUUUGUUCUUCGGUUUAUCGUUUUGAAUGUUUGCUAUGUUGAAUAUAUACAAUUUUGCUCGAGUCUUUCAGGUUAAGAUACCACUUCAAUAGUUUGUCUCAGAAAUCACAUUGCUUGAGAUUUCAUUGUCA
Messenger RNA from Sesamum indicum (sesame), 623 nucleotides. RefSeq names its product large ribosomal subunit protein eL38z/eL38y. NCBI's taxonomy places the organism in Eukaryota, Viridiplantae, Streptophyta, Magnoliopsida, Lamiales, Pedaliaceae. Gene Ontology annotation, molecular function: structural constituent of ribosome. Gene Ontology annotation, cellular component: cytosolic large ribosomal subunit; ribosome. Gene Ontology annotation, biological process: translation; protein-RNA complex assembly. The record is from RefSeq and is a predicted model, not a curated record.